Molecule: messenger RNA, 1809 nt
Organism: Thermothelomyces thermophilus ATCC 42464
Lineage: Eukaryota; Fungi; Ascomycota; Sordariomycetes; Sordariales; Chaetomiaceae
Exons: 4
Coding region: 162-1613 (483 amino acids)
Molecular function (GO): pyridoxal phosphate binding; catalytic activity; molybdenum ion binding
Source: RefSeq, a predicted model, not a curated record
UGGUGUAGAUACAUACAUACUACAGACACACAUAGGUGCAUACAGUACGGGAUACGACUGCUGCGGUAAAAAAAAAAAAAAAAAAAAAAAAAAAAAAAAAAAAAAAAAAAAAAAACUCUUGCAGCAAGCAACAUUGGGACCGGUAGAUCGGCAGAUCGGCAAUGGACGGGAGCGCGGCAGGAAACGGCUCGGCCGGAUUCGCCCUCCUUUUCACCCUCUUUGCCUUCUUUCUCCCCAUCCUCUUCUACUUCCCGCCCGUGCCCCCCUCCAAGCGCGAUGCGCUCCUGGAAACACAUUCCCCGGUCGGCCUCGGGCCAUCAUCAGCAUCCGGGCUGCCGGGGAAGCGGACGACGAGGACGAGGACGGGCCGCGGUGCCGCCGAGGACGACGCCGAGGGUGACGCCAAGGGCGGCGGCGGCCCCAGAAUCCGCAGCCUCUGGAUCUACCCGCUCAAGUCGUGCAGGGGCAUCGAGGUGCGCCAGAGCAAGGUGCUGCCGACGGGGCUCGAGUUCGACCGUCUGUACGCCUUAGCCCAGCUCAAAGAGAGCCCGUCGUCGCCCUCCCCGUCGGCGGCCGGGAGGGGCGAGAAGGCGAGCGAGACGAAAGGGGAGCGCCGCCGCUCGUGGCACUUCAUCACCCAGCGCCAGUUCCCCUUGCUCGCCACCGUCGAGGUCGACCUCUUCGUCCCCGACGCGGCCAAGCGGCGGCCCCGCGCCGGGCAGCAGCAGCAGCAGCAGCAGCCACCGUCGUCGGACGCCCCGGACGCCCCGGACGCCCCCUUCCUCCUCGUCCGCUUUCCCUGGCGGGAGCCCGGCCUGCUCGGGCUGGUGUUCGGCCACCUCGGGGCCAAGCUGGCGCGGGGCUGGCGCGCCCGGCCGGAGAAGGAGUUCGUGCUGCCCGUGGCCUUCCCCUCGCCGGCCGAGGCGGAGGCGCGCGGCUACGCCUACGAGGAUCUGACCAUCUGGCGCGACACCGUGCCCGCCCUCAACAUGACCGCCGACCUUGCCCCGGAGCUGGCCCGCUACCUCGGCGUGGCCGGGCCCCUCGGCCUCUUCCGCGUCGACCCCGCCCGGCCGAGGGAGGUCUACCGUUGCGCACCGUCCCGGCAGGCCGCCGGCUACCAACCCGUGACCGGGUUCCAGGAUGCGUAUCCCCUGCAUCUCCUGAAUCUGGCGAGCGUGCGGGAUUUGGAUGCCAAGGUCGACAAGGACGAGGACUUCCGGGAGCUGGACCCCAGGAGGUUCCGGGCCAAUAUCAUAGUGGACGGCGACGAGUCCCCGUACGACGAGGAGAGUUGGAAGAAGAUCCGGUUCAAGCCCGGGCCCGAGAGCAAGCGUGGCGCUUCGACUUUUCACGUCUCUUGUCGAACGGUUCGCUGCAAGAUGCCCAACGUUGACCAGGACACCGGGUAUCGGCAUCCCGUCCAACCAGACAAAGCCCUGAGGAAGUUCAGGGAGGUAGACGCGGGCGCUAAACAUAUGGGGUGCCUGGGAAUGCAACUCACCCCUCUGUUCCCCAGGACUGACGCGCCGGAAAGCAUGGAGAGUUGGGUCGAGGUUGGUAUGUCGGUUGAGGUGCUGGAACGUGGUGACCAUCUGUAUAUUCCACAAUAGCCCCGGUGUCCCAACGCCCUGGCAGAAGGGAGAACAGGGGCCAGGACAUCUGGAAAGUGUACGCAAUAUUGUAUGGUUUACUGGGGAGGAGACACUGUAGAAUAGAUCAAAAUCGAGGACAUAAAGUGGCUGAGGCGGUUGUAAUAGACCAAAGAAAUACACUCGAUAAAGAAAAAAAAAAAGGAAAACAACAUAU